CUGCGACCCAUUUCGAUCCCUUGUCAAUUGGUCUCUCAGUUUUGGUGGCUGAGAGGGAAGAGUGCUGGUUCAGGGAGAGAGGGAGGGAUAUUCAGGAAACGAAAAUCUAGUCUCUAUCAAAUCGUCAAGGUAUAGAUUCUGCUCUAUGUGGUUGGUACAAGAAGCUGUGGAUACACUUCUUGAUAAUGGAAUCCGUGGACAACCAAUGAGGGACGGUCAUAAUAAGGUUUACAAGUCGUUUUCAGAUGUAAUUGAAGGAAAAGAGGGAAGAUUUCGUGAGACUCUGCUUGGCAAACGGGUCGAUUAUUCGGGGCGUUCUGUCAUACAAGUCUGAAUUUUUGGUUUCUUGCCUUUGUUCUGAGUUCGGAGUUUCCAAUCUUGAAAUUGAUUAUAGGCUCUAUAGUCUUGUAACCAAAGUUCCGAACCAAAAGGUUGUAAAAGGCUAUUUAGGUAAGUUCCCACACCUAAAACCCACCUCAUAAAAGAGUCCAAGCGUAAAGAUUGUUUCUUCCGACGAGAGACGGCAUGUCGACGACUCCAACUCGUCUUCUUCUCAAACAAGCCCUGAUCGAUUCCGUCAAGAUCACCCUGAGAAACAAGCAAACAUUUCUUUCCAUUUUUGCCCUCACGACCCUCCCUCUCUCCCUCCUCCUCUUCUCCCUCUCCCUCUCCUCCCACCCCCUCAAAUCCCACGUCUUCCGUCUCGAGUCCCUCGCCUCCCAAGCCCCCACGCGCUUCGAGGCCCGCCAGGUCUGGAAGGAGUCCCGCGACGACGCCGUUUCGCUCUUCCGCAUCAAGCUCCUCUACUUCCUCCCCUCCUGCCUCUUCUCCCUCACCGCCUCCGUCACCGCCGUUACCGCCACCUCAUCAGCCUAUCACGGAAGAUCCCCAAAUCUCCGUUCCUCACUCGCCGCCGUCAAGUCAAACUGGAGCAGACCCUUGGCCACCAGCGUCUGCAUCUACGCGCUCCUCAUCGCGUACGCCCUCGUCCCCCGCACUUUGGCCGCCGCGGUAUUCGCCUCGUCCGGGUCCCGAUUUUUCAUCCGGAUUAUCGGGUCGGGUCUGGAGAUCUACUUGAUGGCGGUUAUGGGGCUUGGCCUGGUUGUCUCGAUCCUGGAGGAGAGGUACGGCUGGGAAGCGAUCCGGGUCGGGUCGGAUCUGAUGGCGGGUAAGAGGCUGUGCGGGUGGGUGUUGUCGGGUUCGUUCGUGAUGGUUACGGCGGUGAUUGCAAGGAAGCUGGAGGAUGUGAUGGACGGUCAGGAUUUGAUGGAGCAGUCGUCGACGGGAACAAUGACGAGAGUCGUCGUGGGUAUUGAGGAGAAAUUUGGGUGGGUGAUUUUGUAUGGGUUGGUUGCGCUUUGGGGGUAUGUUGUUACCUCGGUUUUUUACUGCGAGUGUAGGAAACACCAUGUAAUUGUAAGUAAUGAAAAUGAGAAUGACACGGUCUAAUUUUUUUUCA
Rosa rugosa (rugosa rose) is the source of this 1459-nucleotide messenger RNA. RefSeq lists its product as uncharacterized. Bases 526 to 1449 code for a protein of 307 amino acids. The transcript has a single exon. The record is from RefSeq and is a predicted model, not a curated record. Lineage: Eukaryota; Viridiplantae; Streptophyta; Magnoliopsida; Rosales; Rosaceae.